AUGAGACUUAUCACCUUUCUUCCUGCAUUCGCAGCCUUCUAUCUUGCCCAUGGACUUGAAGCUCGUCUCCCAGGUUAUGGUGUAGAGGAGUUUUCUUGGGAAAUGGAAACAAGCCCUGGGGGUCCCACCGUGAUCCUCAGCGGCACCAUACAGGAGAUUUAUGCCGAGCUGAUUAAGAUUAACCCAACUUACGAUGGAGACUUUGCUGAGCUGGCAGCGAACAAUCCCCCGGGCGACAUUGUAGCACAGACCUUGCUUAAAGACGACGUGCGGGGCCUGCGCGCGAUCCUUCGCGCCGCGUUCUCCCACCUCGCCGUGCUGGAGGAUUUCUGCUCCGUCCAGGACGAGCUCUACCUGAAUUCCUUGCCGCAGGAGCCGGAAGCGGGGGAAUUGAUUGAAGACCCCGCGGUAUGGCUCACUUGGCCGCGCCUGCGCCGUCUCGCGCUAUACAACCCUUGUGUAGAGGGUUAUUUCGUGAAGGGUCUGCUGCAGUGCUCACCGAAUCUCACGCAUAUGGUCCUCACGCGACCCGAUUGCUACAUGGACGAGGCGCUGCCCUCGGACGUGGUAGACCGUCUGCCCUGGCUAGGUUUGCAAUGGGUGCUGGUCGUCAACACCAGGGAGGGCCACCGCCGUGACGCUCGUGUCCGCGACCACUAUCUUCCAGCGGCCCUGGGGCAAGCCAGCUUUUGGUCCCGGCUGCACCGCGCCGAGCAGCGCACGAGGUGGAUCGAUGACUCCGGGGAAGCGAUGGUCGGAGGGGCACUGAUAACGUACGCGGACGUGCCUGUAUCCUCGGGGCAGGAUGGCGAGGGCGACGAUGAUAUUCCUCUGUCACAGGAGUGGACAACAACAACGGGGAACGACGAGUCGACGCCGUUGACAGAGUUGUCAUCAUCACGCUCAUCCGCUGCUGAGACCAUGCGAAUCACCCCCUACCCCGUCCCGCCGUCAACCGUGCUGGCCAUGACAGGCCAGUAUCCCCCACAGACCUACAGAGGACUACAGGAUCUAACUCGAGAGAUCGCCGCUCUUCAGGAGCGGCUAAGGCAGCGCGACGCCAAUCAGUACCUGUCGUUUAAGCAUGUGUCGGCCGAGGAUCUCCAUUCGUUGGAAGAAAGUCGUGAUCAGGUGCGACGGGCUGUUCGCCUCACCUACUUCCCCGACAUUGAGACUCUUUUGAUCAAGGUUCCAACUCUCCACCAUGAGAAGGCGCACCGCAGUUUUGCCGAGGAGACGGUCACUGCUUUGACGAAUAUGGGGGUCCGCGUCAUGGAGCGUGAACCUACCGGGGCCGGGCGAUACACGGCGCGCUCAGCUUCUCGGAAGGAAGCAGACUCUUCGUACAGGAAUGGACUGCUGAGACCCACCGGCACCGACUGGCCCCAUUUUGUGAUUGAGAGCGGCCUCUCCGAAUCCUUAUCCCGACUCCGCCAGGAUGUUAACUGGUGGAUAGCGAAUUCAGGCGGCAGGGUAUUGCUUGUCUUGCUCUUGAAAGUCUCACGGUCAGAUCAGACGCUCACGAUAGAGAAGUAUUUCCCGCAGCGCCAGCCAGUCACUCGGGCGCGCGUCGCCGCCGGCGGACCCGGCUUUAUCCCCCAACGCAUCACCACUACGGUGGUGAAGGUGGGAACUACACAUCCUUCAGUUCAGGGACCACCGGUUGUGCUGGAAUUCCACCGAGUGAUUGGCAGGCAGCCAGUAGCCCCGCGUGAGAGGAAUGUGGUCUUCGCGCAUGCAACAUUGAUCGAACUCGCCCUCAUGAUCUUCAAAUGA
This is a messenger RNA of Aspergillus aculeatus ATCC 16872, 1776 nucleotides long. RefSeq lists its product as uncharacterized. Bases 1 to 1776 code for a protein of 591 amino acids. The record is from RefSeq and is a predicted model, not a curated record. NCBI's taxonomy places the organism in Eukaryota, Fungi, Ascomycota, Eurotiomycetes, Eurotiales, Aspergillaceae. The transcript has 4 exons.